UAGUUGUACAUCAACAGUUAAAUAGAGGGACAUAGGUCUCUAGUCUCUACAGGACAUGUAUUUCAGUCGGUACAUAUCGCGCAAGCUUUCAUGUCUCACAAACUCACAUGUCUCACCAACAUUGGUCAAUUCAAAAAUCAAGGCAUUUGUUCAACAAGGGCUUUACAUAGAAGCCCUGCAGUCAUACUGUAGCUCCCCUCUUGACACUACCAAAUUCACCUUCCCUUCCCUCGUUAAGGCCUGUGCUUCCCUUCCGAAUCUUCACUAUGGGAAAAAUGUUCACGCUACAAUCAUCACCAUGGGGUUACAUUCUGAUUCUUAUAUCGCCACCUCGCUCAUUCAUUUGUACGUUAAAUGCGGGUCACUUGCAGAUGCACUUCAAGUAUUUGAUACAUUGCCUGAGAGGGAAGUCUUAACUCAAGAUGUAACUAUUUGGAACACAAUGAUUGAUGGGUAUUUCAGGUUUGGAUAUAUUGAGGAGGGUUUGGUACAAUUUGGUCGAAUGCUAUCACUGGGUAUGAGACCAGAUGCCUACUCACUAUGCAUCCUACUUGGUGCGAGUAAUGGGUUUUUGGUUUAUAAGGAAGGGAAGAAGAUUCAUGGUUACAUUGUUAGAAACAUAUUCAAAAGUGAUGCUUUCUUGGAGACUGCUCUAAUUUAUAUGUACUUUAACUGUGCUCGACCUGCAGAUGCAUGGCGUGCAUUCACAAUUUUGCAGGAUAAGAACAACAUUGUGCUGUGGAAUGUCGUGAUUGGCGGGUUUUGUGAGAAUGGAUUGUUCUGCCAUAGCUUGGAAUUGUAUUCUCUUGCAAAGAUUGAGGGCGUUAGAUUUGUGUCAACAUCAUUUUCUAGUAUUUUGAGUGCUUGUUAUGUAGGGAAAGAUGUGGUUUUUGGCAGGCAGGUCCAUUGUGAUGUGAUCAAAAUGGGUUUCGAAAGUGACCCCUAUGUUUGUACUUCUCUUCUAACCACGUAUGGCCAAUGCGAAUUUAUUGAAGACGCAAAGAAAGUUUUUCAUCAGGACUUGGAUAAAAAAAUUGAAUCAUGGAAUGCAAUGAUUUCAGCUAAUGUUGGUAACUGUUGCCCUCUUGACGCUCUGAAACUAUACAACGAAAUGAAGUCAAUUGGACUACAGCCUGAUACCUUCACCAUUUUGAAUAUACUAUCAUCAACCGUUAUGAAGGGGUCAUAUUAUUUUGGCAGGUUGGUUCAUGCAGAAAUGAGCAAGCGACCUCUACAGGGUAACAUGGCUGUACAGAGUGCAUUGUUGACUAUGUAUUCCAAGUGUGAGAGCAUUAACGAUGCUAUUUCAAUUUUCAAUAUGAUGAAAGAAAGGGAUGUCAUUGCAUGGGGCUCGAUGAUAUCUGGCUUCUGUCAAAGUUGCAAAUUUCAAGAGGCUUUGGAUUGUUUCAAAGCUAUGGAGGUGGAAGGGGUAAAACCAGAUUCUGAUAUCAUGGCAAGUAUUAUCAAUGCUUGUGCAGGGCUGGAAGAUGUAAAGUUGGGCUGUGGGAUCCAUGCUUUUGUUACUAAAAGUGGAUUGGAACUGGAUAUAUUUGUUGCUAGUUCCCUUGUUGAUAUGUAUUCAAAAUGUGGUUUCCCGGAAUUGGCUGGACAUCUAUUCUCUGCCAUGCCUCACAAAAAUCUUGUUGCUUGGAAUUCUAUGAUAUUGUGCUAUAGCCGGAAUGGCCUUCCAGAGUUUGCCAUUGAUCUUUUCCCUCAAAUUGUACAGAAUGGCUUGUAUCCAGACGCAGUCUCCUUUACAAGUGCCCUUGUUGCAGUUGCAUCCAUAGCAGCAUUGCUUAAAGGACGGGCUAUGCAUGCAUAUCUGAUUAGACUUAAUAUUCCUUCUGAUUUUCAAGUGGAGAGUGCAUUAAUUGACAUGUAUAUCAAAUGUGGAUGCCUGACAUAUGCACAGAACGUCUUUAGAAAUAUGUCUCGAAGAAACCUGGUGACAUGGAAUUCAAUGAUAGCUGGCUACGGAUAUCAUGGUGAAUGCAUCAUUGCAAUUAGGUUGUUUGAGGAGAUGAAAGAUUCGGGACUAGAUCCAGAUGAUGUAACUUUCCUUUCCCUGCUUUCGUCUUGCAACCAUGCUGGUUUAAUUGAGGAAGGUCUGAGUCUAUUUGAAUCAAUGCGAGGCAACUAUGGAAUUGAGCCAAGGAUGGAGCAUUAUGUGAACAUUAUUGAUCUCUUGGGCCGCGCUGGAUGGCUAAACGAAGCCUAUAAUCUUGUAAAGAGCAUGCCCAUUGAACCUGACAGAAGCAUUUGGCUUUGUUUGUUGAGUGCCUGCCGAGCCCAUCAUAAUGUGAAGCUUGGGGAGGUUGCAGCUAAUAAUCUACUGAAGAUGGAACCAAGCAGUGGAAGCAAUUACAUCCAAAUGUUGAAUCUUUAUGGAGAAACCGAGCUGCGGGACAAGUCAGCAAACUUACGAGUAGCAAUGAAGGAGAAAGGGUUGAAGAAAAGUCCUGGAUGCAGUUGGAUUGAACAUGGGAACAGGGUUGAUGUUUUCUUUUCCGGAGAUUCAUCAUCACCAAGAACAGGUGAGAUCUAUGAGACCCUGAAUGGUUUACGGAAAAACAUGGACAGAAAAGGAGAUAGAAGCACUGAAUGUGCUGAUGACUUGUGGGACACAAUUAUCAGAAUAUGAAUUGAACUGGAAAUUGUAACUGUCAAGUGUUGAAGUAAUACUUGAAGAUCACAAUAACUUAUCAGAGGAAUGUGUGUCAAUAAGCUGAAGAAUAGUAGUCAUCCUCAGCAAGGUUGUAUGAUGCGGAUUGAAAUAUCUCUGGUUUUAUUUUGGCAUUUUAGGAAAUCUGUUGUUUGUUAAACAAUUAGUAUUUUUUUUAGAAGUGAAAUGUCUUUUUUAAUUUUUAUCAAGAGUAAUUUUAUUUAUUUAUUGUUUAGUGUUUUCUAAUUAAGAGUGGUCUAGGAUUUAGUUUAGGGUUUAUUAUUUAAACUUGUAACCCUCAUUGAAGUAGAGGAGUUUUGGAUUCAAUAAAGGCUAG
This is a messenger RNA of Tripterygium wilfordii, 2999 nucleotides long. RefSeq names its product pentatricopeptide repeat-containing protein At2g40720. The transcript has a single exon. Gene Ontology annotation, molecular function: protein binding; RNA binding. Gene Ontology annotation, biological process: RNA modification. The coding region runs from base 56 to 2641 and encodes 861 amino acids. NCBI's taxonomy places the organism in Eukaryota, Viridiplantae, Streptophyta, Magnoliopsida, Celastrales, Celastraceae. The record is from RefSeq and is a predicted model, not a curated record.